AUGCUCGUUUGUGAGCACCCGAGCACCAGCACCAGUAGCAGUAGCCGGCACCAGGACUACGCGUACCAGGCGGUCGCCCCGCCGUCGCAAGCACCGCACCAGCAGCAACAGCAGCAGCAGCAGCAGCAGCUGGACUUGGCGCUCGAAGGCCGGUCCAUCCUCCUGCAGCAGCGCGCCCCCUCGCACCCGUGCACGCCGCACCCGUGCUCGCCCGCGCCCGCGCACCCGCCGCAGCGCGCGUCGCCCGCCGACAACAAGACCUUCAGCCCGCUGCAACUGCAGCUCAGGAUCGACCUGCACAGCGAGCAGGGCGUCGACGUCCCCGGCAGGCUCUGCAAGGACGCCCCACCUGCACCGUCCGCGGCGCCCCUCACCCGGCGACAGCGCGCCCAGCUGCGGCGCCGCCAGGAGCAGCAGAAGCCCACCGACGAGGUGGUGUACCAGCGGCGCACGCCCAGCCGGCCCCGCACGCCCGCCACCUGCCCGCGCACCCCGCUCGCCAUGAGCACCAUGAGCAUGCCCGCCGCCGGACAGAAGUUCGCCACCGACGACGCGGCCGCCAACGUGUUCGGCUCGGCCGAGGAGACUUCGGCGGCCGUUAAGCGGCUGCUGGCCAAGAGCGGCACCAACGUCAUGGAGGAGCACCGCGUCAUCAGCAGCACCAGCUCCAAGACCACCUCGGCCAGCUCCACCAUGGACUACCUGCAGGACUCGUUCGACUUCCUGCACCAGCGCCACAUGAAAAAUCUGUCUGCGGUGAUCAGCCGCCACCAGCAACAGCAGCAACAGCAGGCACCCGGCCAGGAAGAGCAGCUGAGUGGGCAGAGCCAGACGCAGACGAGCAGCCAGCGACUCAAGAAGCAGGUGCACAUACACCAGAGCGCCUUCUAUGACGGCCAGAGUGGGCUCGGCCUCAGCGACGUCAACAACAUGCAGCAGCCCAGCACAUUCAAGUCUACCAAGACCAUCAACCUGAGCAACAACAACAGCAGCAACAGCAGCACCAGCGACCUGGAGGACGCCAAGAUGCUCCAGCAGCAGCAGAUCCAGCAGCAGCAGCAACAGAGGCGCUGCGUGCGUGAGAACUCGACAUCGAGCCUGCAGUCGCAGUCCUCCGUGUCCAGCUCGCACUCCAACAGCUUCGACAACUUCAACAACAACUUCUGCGACGCCAUGUCCCUCUCCAACAAGUCCAACACGACCAAGCAGGUGUCGUCCAAGUCGUCCACCACUUCAUCGACGUCGUCGUCGUCCUCCACCAGCGUGCAGCAGUCGUUCAGCAGCAGCAAGAAGCAGAUCAUUAAGCAGUCCUUCUCCUCCAGCUCGGUCGACUUCGAUGACCGCAUGGGGAUUGACGUGAUGCUCACGCCCUCCGGGAUGACCUCCACCCCCGGUACCCCGACGGGCGUCGUGGCGCUAUCCUCGCCCAACCUGGACCUCGCCGCUUCCAACACCAAGUCCAAGGUGAAGCAGACCACCAAGGUGACAUCCUCGGUCAUGUCCUCGUCGUCCAGCUCCGGCACCGACCAGCCCGAGGAGUGCAAGCAGAGCGUCAAGACGUUCAAGGCCAAGACGGUGAAGAAGUCGGUAUCGGACGGGCGUCAGGUGCACACUGAUGUGAACAAGCACACCGAGACGGCCGAGGAGGAGGCCGAGGGAUCCCUGGACAAGCCCGUCAUCACGUUCAGCCACGUGUCGAGCGAGGGCAGCCACCAGAGCUUCACCGACGACAUCGUGCGCUUCGACUCGUCCGCCCUGUCCUCGCCCAGCCGGUCGCGCAGCCCCAGCCCCAUGCUGGAGAUGCCCGCGCCCUACAACGACCUCUCCAAGGAGAUCAAGAGGCCCCCCAUGGAGAAGGCGUGA
Messenger RNA from Frankliniella occidentalis (western flower thrips), 1863 nucleotides. RefSeq lists its product as uncharacterized. The transcript has a single exon. The record is from RefSeq and is a predicted model, not a curated record. Bases 1 to 1863 code for a protein of 620 amino acids. Lineage: Eukaryota; Metazoa; Arthropoda; Insecta; Thysanoptera; Thripidae.